Molecule: messenger RNA, 6957 nt
Organism: Erythranthe guttata (spotted monkey flower)
Lineage: Eukaryota; Viridiplantae; Streptophyta; Magnoliopsida; Lamiales; Phrymaceae
Gene: NRPD1B
Product: nuclear RNA polymerase D1B
Biological process (GO): DNA-templated transcription
Molecular function (GO): DNA binding; DNA-directed RNA polymerase activity
Source: RefSeq, a predicted model, not a curated record
UAGAAAUUGAAAUUGAAAAUGGAAAAUUGAAAAAUUGACCAUGCAGAAGAAGAAGAGCAAAAGAGUCGAAGAACACAAGUCUCACUAAAACCCCCCUUUUCACUCUCUAAACCAAACAAAAACCUCAAACUAAUUUCUUGUAGAAAAAAAAGGGUUAAUUUUCUUCAUCUGGGCUUACUUGUAAGGGAAAUGCUCUGAAUUUUCAGCAGCAUUUCUGCUGGGUUUCUCUCACAUUUCGUCGUUGCGAACGGAGGUGUAAAAGGAAAUGGAUGAAUCUUCAUUACUCGCAACUUUUGAGGCGAAAAUAGAAGGGAUAAAAUUUGGUUUGGCAACUCGUCAAGAAAUUUGUAAAGCAUCAAUCAGCGACUGCCCUAUCAGUCACGCUAGCCAACUGUCGAAUCCUUUUCUUGGCCUGCCUCUCGAAACUGGCAAAUGCGAGUCCUGUGGUACCGGUGAGCCCGGGCAAUGUGAAGGGCAUUUCGGAUACAUUGAAUUACCAACUCCAAUAUACCAUCCUGACCAUGUUGACGAGCUGAAAAGAAUGUUGACUUUGUUGUGCUUGAAGUGCUUGAAGUUUAAAAAUAGGAAGGUGAAGAAUGUUGGUGUUAUUGAAAGAGUACUAUCGACAUGCUGUGAGGAGACAUCACAAAUGUCAAUCAACCAAGCCAAGACUACUGAUGGAGCUUACUUUUUGGAGUUAAAAGUGCCAACAAGAUUAAGACAUGAAGAUGGAUUAUGGCAUUUCUUGGAAAAAUAUGGAUUUCGCUAUGGAGAUGGGUAUUCUCGCCCGUUACUACCUUCUGAGGUGAUGGCAAUAUUAAGAAAACUUCCCCAGGACACCAGGAAAAAGCUUUCUGCGAAAGGUUACUUUCCACAAGAUGGAUACAUCCUCCAGCACUUACCAGUUCCUCCUAACUGUUUAUCCGUUCCUGAUGUUUCUGAUGGAAUCAGUACAAUGUCUACGGAUUAUUCUAUAUCGUUGCUUAAAAAAGUGUUGAGACAAGUCGAAAUCAUAAAAAAUUCAAGGUCUGGGAUGCCAAAUUUCGAAUCUCAAGAGAUCGAAGCCAAUGAAUUACAAGCAGCUGUGGCACUGUAUCUUCAAUUUAGGGGCACUGGAAAGGCAUCACGUGACGUAGAUUCUCGCUUUGGAGUCAACAAAGAAAUAAAUGUAUCAUCUACUAAAGCCUGGCUUGAGAAGAUGAAGACUCUGUUUAUUAGAAAGGGUUCGGGGUUUUCCUCUCGCAGUGUGAUCACUGGUGAUCCUUUUAAAGGAGUGUCUGAGAUUGGUUUGCCGUUUGAAAUAGCACAAAAGAUUACUUUCGAGGAGCGGGUAAACCAGCACAACAUACUUUUUUUACAAAAGCUGGUGGAUGAGAAGUUGUGCUUGACAUACAGGGAUGGUCUGUCCCAAUAUUCACUGAGGGAAGGGUCGAAAGGACAUACAUCUCUGAGGCCUGGUCAGGUUGUCCAUAGGAGGAUAAUGGAUGGGGAUACUGUGUUCAUCAAUCGGCCACCAACUACACACAAACAUUCCCUACAGGCCUUAUCCGUGUAUGUACAUGACGAUCAUACAGUUAAAAUCAACCCCCUUAUCUGUGGUCCACUUAGUGCUGAUUUUGAUGGAGAUUGCAUCCAUCUCUUCUACCCGCAGUCUCUUGAAGCGAAAGCAGAGGUACUCGAGCUGUUUUCAGUGGAGAAACAGCUGCUUAGUUCCCACACUGGGGCUUUCAACUUGCAGCUGGCCAAUGACUCGCUGCUGUCGCUUAAAGUUCUUUUUAGAAAGUAUUUCUUGAGCAGAGCAGCAGCACAACAGUUAGCUAUGUUUGCGCCCAAUGUGCUAUCCAGACCUUCAGUAUCGAAGUCUGCCAGUGGCCCUCUUUGGACUGCACCACAGAUUUUGGAGUUGACAUUACCGCCUUCCUUUGAUAGUUCUGGCGAGAGACACGUGAUAUCCAAAAGUGAGGUUCUAAGUGUAGAUUUCAGUUGGGAUGGGAUGACGCCCAUUGUCAAUGACAUAGUCACCUCCCUUUUCUUCUUGAAGGGCCCGGAAGAGGUUAUAAGGUUCUUCAACUCGAUACAGCCUUUAUUGAUGGAAAAUCUGUACACGGAGGGCUUCAGUGUCAGUUUAAGAGAAUUUUUCCUACCCUUGGAUGUUUUGGAGAGCAUCCAAGAAAACCUUCAGAAGAUUUCUCCACUGCUGUUUCAUCUGCGUGCCUCAUAUAGUGAGUCGAUCGCUUUGCAGAUAGACAACUACCUUCGCAAUGUGAAGAUUCCAGUUACAAACUUCGUGAAGUCCUCCGCAGUUGGCCGCCUCAUAGAUUCUAAAAGUGAAUCUGCUCUCAGCAAGGUGGUUCAGCAGAUCGGUUUCUUGGGGAUUCAGUUGUCAGACAAGGGGAAGUUCUACACCGAGACUUUGGUCCAGGACAUGUCAUCACUGUUCCAAAAGAAGUAUCCUUCUUGUGAUGGCUAUCCGGCUGAAGAAUUCAGCUUGGUCAGUAGACCUCUCUUCCGUGGAUUGAACCCAUAUCAGGAGAUGGUUCAUUCAAUUGCGAGCAGAGAAGUCAUUGUUCGCUCGACCCGAGGAUUAACUGAGCCCGGGACACUAUUCAAGAAUUUGAUGGCCAUCCUUCGCGAUGUGGUGAUAUGUCAUGACGGGACCGUGAGAAACAUGUGCAGCAAUUCGAUUAUUCAGUUCGAGUAUGGAGUGAACACUGCCAAUAUUGCGAGCGAGUUUUGUGCUGGUGAUCCUGUCGGAGUCUUGGCGGCAACUGCCAUGUCGAAUCCUGCUUACAAGGCUGUGCUGGAUUCUUCUUCAAGCAGUAACUCGUCCUGGGAGAUGAUGAAGGAAAUACUGUUGUGUGGAGUCAGCUUCAAGAAUGAUAUAACUGACCGCCGGGUGAUUCUGUACCUCAGUCAUUGUGACUGCGGCAGAAAGCAUUGCCAGGAAAGUGCUGCACUGGUGGUAAAGAACCAGUUGAAGAAAGUCAGCCUCAAGGAUACGGCAAUGGAGUUCCUGAUAGAAUAUAGAUCUCAAAGUGUGCACGAGAGUCAUGAGACCAGUCAUGGUCUUGUUGGCCAUAUUCAUCUGAACAAGACACAGCUUGUACAAUCAAAUAUUAGCAUGGAUGAUGUACUUGAAAAAUGUCGCGAAACAAUCAUUCUGCAACACAAAAAGAAAAAAGUUGGAAACCUGUUCAAGAAAGUUGAACUAUCUGUCAGUGACUGUUGUUCUUUCUGCCAAUCUUCCAAAAGCAAAUUGACUGAUGUUCCAUGCAUCCAGUUCUUUUGGCAAGGGGCACCUGAUAAUCUUUUAGAGAGAGCUUCCUAUUUUCUUGCUGAUACAGUUUGCCCGGUGUUGUUACAGACAAUCAUAAAAGGUGAUCCUAGGAUUUCAACUGCAAAUGUGGUAUGGCUAAGUCCAGACACGCCAACCUGGAUCAGGAGCCCAUCUAAGAGCCCAAUCGGUGAAUUGGCUUUAGAUAUUGUCCUUGAGAAAGAAGCUGUCAGGAAGAGUGGAGAUGCUUGGAGGGUUGUGAUGGAUUCUUGCCUUCCAGUGAUGCAUUUGAUUGACACCCAGCGUUCAAUCCCAUAUGGCAUAAAACAAGUACAAGAAUUACUUGGUAUUUCUUGUGCGUUCGAGCAGGCUGUUCAGCGUUUGUCUACAUCAGUGACAAUGGUAACAAAAGGUGUGCUCAAAGAUCAUCUCCUUUUGCUGGGUAAUAGCAUGACAUGUGCUGGCACUCUGAUUGGUUUUAAUUCUGGUGGCAUUAAGGCUUUGUCUAGAUUACUUGGUGUUCAAGUACCGUUCAUGAAUGCAACAUUGUUUACCCCUAGAAAAUGCUUUGAAAAAGCUGCUGAAAAGUGCUACGUUGAUAAUUUGUCAAGCAUAGUGGCUUCUUGUGCUUGGGGCAAACAUGUAUCAGUGGGUACUGGAUCUCCCUUUGAGAUUCUCUGGGACACAAGAAAGGCUGAGUUGAGUCCAGAUAAAGAAAUUGAUGUCUACGACUUCCUUCAUAUGGUGAAUAGCUCCAAGCUGGAGGACGCGGGUACUAGUUGCCUGGGUGCGGAUAUCGAGGAUCUGGGCCAGGAAGAUUAUAUGGACUUGGACCUGUCUCCAGUGCGCGAACCUGGUUCAGAAAAGCCCACGUUUGAAUGUGAAGUUGAAUUUGGGCUCAAUGGAGAUGGAUUUUCGAAGGAGGGUGGCAAGGAAUCUGAAGAUAGCUGGUCUUCUUGGGGCAAAAAGGUUGACACUGAGGAUGAUUGGACAAAGAAGGCCGAGCUAACCACUUGGGGUAAGAAAGUCGAUCGUGAGGCAGAUGACUGGAUUUUAAAGGGUCAAAAAAGUAAAACUGAUGAAGAAAAUAGCUCAAGUUGGGGGAAAAAGGUGGAGUCCGAUGCAGGAGGUUGGGGAAGAAAACCAGAGCAGAGUACUGGGGGUAGUACUGGUCAAACCAGAUCGAUAGAUAAUGAUUGGACAAAAGCUGGUCAACAAAGCACUUUUGAUGAAGAUGCUCAAACUGGCUCAGCUUGGGGGAAGAAGAAGGAAUCUGAUGCAGGAGGUUGGGGCAAGAAUGUGGAAUCGGAUGCAGGAGGUUGGGGCAAGAAGGUGGAAUCAGAUGCAGGAGGUUGGGGCAAGAAGGUGGAAUCUGAUGCAGGAGGUUGGGGCAAGCAGGUGGACUCUGAUGCAGGAGGUUGGGGAAAAAAACCAGAGCAGAGUCCUAGGGGUAAUACGGCAAGAUCGGUGGAUAAUGUAAAUAGCCCAGCUUGGGGCAAAAAGGUCACUUCUGAGGGAAAUGAAUGGACAAAAGCUGGAGAGAAAAGCACUUCUCCUGAAGCAGCUCAAAAUAGUUCAGCCUGGGGCAAGAAGGCAGGUUCCGAUGGCGGAGAUUGGGCCAAAAAAGAUGAGCAGAGCACGUGGGGAAAUGUCAAGAAGGCAGGUUUCGAUAGCGGAGAUUGGGCCAAAAAAGAUGAGCAGAGCACGUGGGGAAAUGUCAAGAAGGCAGGUUCCGAUGGCGGAGAUUGGGCCAAAAAAGAUGAGCCGAGCACGUGGGGAAAUGCCAAGAAGGCAGGUUCCGAUGGCGGAGAUUGGGCCAAAAAAGAUGAGCAGAGCACGUGGGGAAAUGUCAAGAAGGCAGGUUCCGAUGGCGGAGAUUGGGCCAAAAAAGAUGAGCAGAGCACGUGGGGAAAUGUCAAGAAGGCAGGUUCCGAUGGCGGAGAUUGGGCCAAAAAAGAUGAGCAGAGCACGUGGGGAAAUGUCAAGAAGGCAGGUUCCGAUGGCGGAGAUUGGGCCAAAAAAGACGAGCAGAGCACGUGGGGAAAUGUUAAGGCAUCUCAGAUUCAGAACAAGUCGACUUGGGGCAGAGAUGCUGCUCCGACCGAAAAUGUUUCGUCUCCAAAAUCUCAAGAAGAUGGUUUGUGGUCAUCAGCUCAGAAAGGUGAGCAGAGCACGUGGGGACAUGUUAAGACAUCUCAAACUCAGAACAAAUCGACUUGGGGCGGAGAUACUGCUCCGAUCGAGAAUGUUCCGUCUCCAAAAUCUCAAGAAGAUGGCUUGUGGUCAUCAGCUUCGGCAGCUCAAAAAGAACAGGAUGGUUCGAAGGAUAACAACCCCUGGCAAACUAAAGUGGCUGAGCAAGCAAACUCAGAGCCUCUUAGUACUUGGGGCUCUUCGAGUGAUUGGGUGAAGCCCGAUUCUCAGACACCCACAGGUGAUAAUACAAAGAAUGAAUCUCCGUGGAGUUCGAGUCAGAAACUGUUGAAUGACUCCACAGAUUCUCAGGGUUGGGGUUCUUCAAAAGUGGAUACAGCCAACGAUAAUGAUGAGCAGCCUCAGUGGGGCCGAGGGCGUGGUAGAGGUAGGGGUAGGGGGUGGGGCCGGGGGGUUGGUCGUGGCAGAGAAGGUUCACAAGGUAGGGGCCCCACGAAUGAUAGAGACUGGAAAAACAAGAGAAGUGGCGGCCCUGUUGAUGAUCCAAACGCACCUGGAAUUUUCACUGCGUCGAGGCAGAGGUUGGAUUCAUUCACCGCCGAAGAACAAGAAGUUCUUUUGGAAACCGAAACUAUUAUGAAGAACAUCAGACGAGUAAUGCAUCAGACGGGGUACAAUGAUGGUGAUCCUCUAUCUGCGGACGAUCAGAAGUACAUUGUCGAUAACGUCUUGAAUCAUCAUCCUGAAAAAUCACUGAAGAUUGGAGCUGGACUGGAUCACAUAAUGGUCAACAAGCACAGUGAGUUCCAAAUGAGCCGAUGCUUGUAUGCUGUUACUAUCGACGGUAGCAAAGCAGAUUUCUCGUACAGGAAGUGUCUAGACAAUUUCAUAAGGGGAAAAUAUCCAGACGUAGCCGAAUCUUUUAUCGCAAAGUACUUCAAGAAGCCGCAACCUCGUACCGGAUGGAACAACAACAGUAAGGAUCGCCCCCCUCGAAGUGAAGCUGGAACUCCAAAUUGGAAUCGCGAUUCUACCCCUGCUCCUCCGGAAGAUUCCGGAACACCCGGCUGGAAUAAUACCGAUCGUACCCCUGGACAAGAUAACGUUAGUACUCCUGAUUGGAACAAGAGUAGUCAGUUUUCUGCUACAGACGAACCCGAAAAUCUAGCUGAUCCGUGAGGAGGUGAAAUUUAUUGUGGAGUUGGUCUUUCGUUUCUUUUUGCUAGCACUUGAAUGUACAGUUCUAUGAGCUACUAACGAGUUAUUGGGGAAAAAAAAAAUUCGGACGACGAGUAGAGAAUUCAGCUGAGUUUGUGUUAAUUUUUCUGCUGGAAGUUGUAGUUAUUUAAUCUCAUGCCUGAGCUAAUUAAUGAUUGUCUGUUGCUACAGUUUCACUGGGAUUAUUUCUAUGAAAUAAUUCAUUUUGUCAAUCUGCAGUAAAGAAGUAGUUGUGAACAUGAUGCUGCUGUUUAACAUUCUCUUCACAUAUUUUCAGAAUCUUCAGUUAAGAUAUAUUAAUUAAUAUUGCA